Penicillium soppii is the source of this 246-nucleotide messenger RNA. Its product is annotated as H/ACA ribonucleoprotein complex subunit NOP10. Gene Ontology annotation, molecular function: telomerase RNA binding; box H/ACA snoRNA binding. Gene Ontology annotation, cellular component: box H/ACA telomerase RNP complex; box H/ACA snoRNP complex. Lineage: Eukaryota; Fungi; Ascomycota; Eurotiomycetes; Eurotiales; Aspergillaceae. The transcript is spliced from 3 exons. The record is from RefSeq and is a predicted model, not a curated record. Gene Ontology annotation, biological process: positive regulation of telomerase RNA localization to Cajal body; snRNA pseudouridine synthesis; rRNA pseudouridine synthesis. Bases 1 to 246 code for a protein of 81 amino acids.
AUGUACCGUUCGAAGCGAAAUCGAAAACCUUCGGUCCGAAAGCAGUCGCUAAUUUUCAAUGGACAGUACACUCUCGACGCCCAGGGCAAGCGUGUCUACACGCUGAAGAAGGUCCAGAACGGCGAGGUCACCAAGUCUGCCCACCCCGCUCGCUUCUCCCCCGAUGACAAGUACUCUCGUCACCGUGUCACCCUGAAGAAGCGCUACAACCUGCUCCUUACCCAGCAGGCCGCUGCCCAGCUUUAA